Molecule: messenger RNA, 1584 nt
Organism: Fulvia fulva
Lineage: Eukaryota; Fungi; Ascomycota; Dothideomycetes; Mycosphaerellales; Mycosphaerellaceae
Exons: 1
Coding region: 1-1584 (527 amino acids)
Molecular function (GO): ATP binding
Source: RefSeq, a predicted model, not a curated record
AUGGCUUCUCUCAUUCGCCACACGCGCCCCAGCACUCCACUACUGACCAAGCACACAAAUCUACACUUCUCUGCCAAGCAUGCGAGAUCCCUUAUGGGAUUGGGCGAGAUCGCUGGGGUUGUCGCAAAUCCAGCCGAAACGCUUCGCCAACUCAAUGAGUCCAAGGAAAUGCUCCGGAAGGCAAAGGAAGAUCACGAGCUAACGCAGGAAGCAAAGAAGAUACCUCGAAAGCACACGUUCUCAAAGCUACCUGGAUUUCAUGGCAGAAAGAAUGAGCAGGCGCUUUUCAGGCGCAUUCUAUCAAAUGAUCCACGACUUAGUGUUAUCUUCGGAGCAACGUCCGUUGGCAAGACUGCUUUGUUGAGAGAGGUUCUGGCUACUGAUGAUUUCUACGUGAUCAAGUUCGAUCUCAGGAUCAGCGGGUUUGCGGAUCUCAGGACGUUGUAUUUGACAUUGUGUGAGCAGUUUGAGAGGUUCUUUGAGGAGAUGCAUGAUGAGGAGAUGGAUAAGAGUAAGCUGACGUUCAAGCAUUUGGUCUUGGAGCUGAAUGAGAAGGAGAGUACGGAGAAGGGGUAUACAGUCACUGUGGCGGAUCUUGCGAGUCUGAUGGAAUCGCUGCAGAGCUGUCUGCUAAAGUACUGGGAGUACGAUCCUGAGAGUCAGAAGGAAGAGAAGCAGACAGAGGACUCUCACCUGGAUCAACCUGCUGAGCGAAGGGCUGAUACGAAGGCUGAACAGAAGCAGGGCGAGGCUUCGAAAGACAAGCCAGCUUUCAGGAAGAAGCCUAUAGUCUUCCUGCUCGACGAGGCUCAUAAGCUGCCUGCACUGGUGGACGACUUGCUUUCACUAAAGGCCUUCCUCGAUUGCCUUCUUGUCCUGAGUAAGCAAGAUCGCCUAUGCCAUGUCAUCCUUUGCACUUCCGACUCGUUCUUCCAACACUUCCUCCGGCAAAUGAACAUCGGCCAUCACGCCCAGCUCAUGACCAUCGGCGACUGCACGAAGGAGGAAACUCUCCUAUACUUCCUGGACCAAAUGCUCUCUUCAGUACCUCAAGACCUAGCAGGCAAAUUAGCCUUCGACCCCAUCUACGACGCCUUUGGUGGCAAGCUCAGCCACAUUAACGAUUACAUCGCAUCCUGGGCCAACAGCGGCGGCACUCUAACACCAGAGACCUCAGCAAUCUUCAUUCAAGCCUACACCCUCCUACAGUUCCACUUGACACGCGCGGACUUUCAGACUUUCUCACCCUUGUCAACAGCCACAGACGGAACCAGCACUGAAGACGAUGGCCAGAAGUUCUCGCCGGACAAUCUGCUAUAUGUCAUGAAAAAGAUGGUUAAGGAGCCGUAUUCGUUGCCUUACUUCAAGCUCUGCAGGGACAUUGGCACUGCUCAGGUUGAUAGUAUGAUUAAGACUAGGAUUCUGGAGUUGAGGUGGAUCAGGAGUGUGACUGACGAGCACGAAGGAUCGCCGGAGCACGUGUGGAGUAAGGAUGGGGUGGAGAGGCCUGUUGUUAUGCCUAUGACGAAAAUUAUCAGGAAGGCUAUGGAAGUCAUACUGAAGGAGGAGGGUGAGACAGAAUGA